AUGGAUAAAUCACAAUUAAUUAUAUUAGAUUUAAUGAGUACUGUAGAGUUUGCAGCACUCAAACAUAGAGAUCAGAGAAGAAAAGAUCAACAUGGAACACCAUACAUCAAUCACCCAAUUGGUGUUGCAAUGAAUGUUAUUAACAUUGGCAAGGUUUACGAUGUCGCCACUAUUCAAGCUGCACUACUACACGACACCGUCGAGGAUACCGCUACCACCAAGCAAGAGUUGGUCGAUAAGUUUGGUGAGCACGUCGCCAACAUCGUCAUGGACGUCACCGAUGACAAGUCUCUCUCGAAGGUCGAGCGAAAACGUUUGCAAAUCGAGCAUGCCAGUCAUAUCUCUGCCGAAGCGAAAAUCGUAAAGAUGUCCGACAAGCUGUACAAUCUCACCGAUAUGGUAAGCAAUGCACCACCCUCGUGGUCAUUGGAAAUCAUCCAAGGUUACUUUGUCUGGGGCAAGCAAGUUUGUCACCAACUCCGCAAUGUAAACAAAGGUCUUGAAGAAGCACUAGACAAACUCUUCCAAUCAAAGUUUAACUAUCAAGGUAAAGAAUACCCAGUAGUACCAUGUCAGAACCAACAAGAAGAAUUGGAAUUCUUAGAGAAAUAUUAUAGUUUAUUAAAAUAA
Molecule: messenger RNA, 630 nt
Organism: Heterostelium album PN500
Lineage: Eukaryota; Evosea; Eumycetozoa; Acytosteliales; Acytosteliaceae
Gene: spoT
Product: guanosine-3',5'-bis-diphosphate- 3'-diphosphatase
Exons: 1
Coding region: 1-630 (209 amino acids)
Molecular function (GO): guanosine-3',5'-bis(diphosphate) 3'-diphosphatase activity
Source: RefSeq, a predicted model, not a curated record